UCGGAUCUGAGGAGUUUGUCGAUCGAGACUCCGAACUGGAGUUGAAAAACAGAUGUGCCGGCUGCGAGUCAACGAAUACGUUAUUAUUCAAAUCGUAAUUAUCAGAUUAUUAGAAUAGAUAAAAUGAAUAAAAUAAUGCGGCCUGUUGUGCAAAUUGUUGAAGGUCAGUUACGCGGUGUAAGUGAAAAAUCAAUUUAUGGCAAACCGUAUGCGGCUUUUAAGGGAAUUCCUUAUGCCAAACCACCGGUCGGCGAGCUUAGAUUUCAGGAUUUACGAUUCUCGGACUGCCAUCAAUCGCAAUAGGCAAAGCGCGCUGAGAUUCCCUGAAUUCGUCUAUAUGCUUAGCGUUCCGGAGAGCUCUCUAAUUAGUAAGCGUAUACAGGAGCCGAAGCCAGCAGAGUUCUGGUCAAACGUAAAGGAUUGUUCAAAGUUUGGUCCAAAUUGCGCGCAGUACGAUUCAAUGACACGUACGGUCGUUGGAGGCGACGAUUGUUUGUAUCUGAAUGUGUACACGCCGUCACACGAAACGUCUCGGUCCUUCACCCCGAAGCCUGUAAUGGUCUGGAUUCACGGUGGUUUGUUCGCUUUCGGUUCUGGCGACGACACGCUCUUCGGACCUGAUUAUAUAAUCGAGAACGAUGUGAUCCUCGUCACUAUUAAUUAUCGACUUGGUGUAUUCGGUUUUCUGAACUUGGAGGAUGGCGAAGUGAGCGGCAAUCAAGGCCUCAAGGAUCAGCUCCUCGCCCUCGAAUGGGUACAGAAAAACAUCGAAAAUUUCGGUGGUGACCGGGAAAAUGUAACAAUUUUUGGCGAGAGCGCCGGUGGCGCGUCCGUUCACUACCUCACUUUAUCCCCUUUGGCCAAAGGGCUCUUCCACAAAGCAAUAUCUCAGAGUGGAGUAGCAGUUAAUCCGUGGGCAGGUAUGGAAACCUCGCCAAAAUUUUAUGCCCGAAAAUUGGCUCAAGCGCUGGGCAAAGAAAUGACCGAUUCGAAAAUAUUGGUCGAGUUUCUUCGGAGUCUCGAUGCCAAAAUACUCGUGGAGAUGGACAGAAAAAUCAGCCAAGAGGUCCACUGGAGCGCUUUUCGUUGCUUUGUUCCUACUGUUGAUGAAACAUCGAAAAAUCCAUUUCUUCCGAUCUCAGCCAAAACAGCAUCACAUGAAAGCGUCGACGUUCCGUUCAUGAUGGGACACACGAGUCACGAAGGAAUCCCAUGGCUCACGCGUGCCACUGACGAUAAAAAAUUAGCCUCGUACAACUCUUGUUUAGAGCAGGUUUUCUGUCCAAGAGCGACUAAACUGCUGGAGUACCAAGGCCUCGAAGUUUCUGAUCUAAAGGAUAUUUAUUUCGGCAAUAGACCCGUGUCGUCAGAAAGCCUUUGUAAUUACGUGGAAAUGCAGUCGGAUGUUCAGUUUCUUUCUGGAAUUCACGAGGUCGCUGCGAUCCAAACCAUCAAAAAUAAAUGUCCAACGUAUUUUUACAAAUUUUCUUAUGACAAAGGAUUUUCUUUGGUAAAAGCGAAUGCUGGACUGGAUAUAUCUGGCGCCUGUCAUUCGGAUGAGCUCAAUUACAUAUUUUAUUCAAAAUUGUUGGCAUCGAUGGGGAUCCUACCGUUUAAAGCUGGUUCUAUGGAACACCUUGUCGCGAAACGUGUCACGGAAAUGUGGACGAAUUUUGCAAAAACGGGAAAUCCUACACCAGCGAUAACAAAUACGUUGACAGUAGAAUGGCAUCCCCUGAAAAGUCCAGACAACAUUGAAUGUUUGAACAUCAACGAGAAUCUCCGUAUGGAAUCGAUACCAAACGUGUACGCAAAGUGGGAGAAAAAAUUAACGAGCAAAUUGUAAAACCGUUUAUCGAGAAUAGACUUGAAAGUGGGUCCAUCAAAAUAUAGUUAUACGCUUUUGAAAUUUUUACCAUUUUUAUACGAUCAACGAUGAAGACACGAAUUAUUGAAAACUGAAAUAUUUUGUGGUACUCGAGCUCCAAUAUCAAGAGACUCAUUGACAGCCCUGUCGUCUGCUGGCUCGAGGCUCGCCGAACUAUCAAGAGUUAUAUUUUUAUACUUUCUCUGAAUAAAGCGAUUCGCUGUGAUGGGGGUAAAAUUGACAUGUCAUUUUCUUGAAUUACGAAGCUCAUAAGUCAUUUGAGGCUUUGAAAAUUUAUACUUCUUUCAUGAUCACUGUAACUUUUCAACUUAUUUUGUCUUCGAAAAAAUAAAACUUCAAAUGUGAGUGA
This is a messenger RNA of Venturia canescens, 2237 nucleotides long. Its product is annotated as juvenile hormone esterase-like. Gene Ontology annotation, molecular function: serine hydrolase activity. The record is from RefSeq and is a predicted model, not a curated record. Lineage: Eukaryota; Metazoa; Arthropoda; Insecta; Hymenoptera; Ichneumonidae. Bases 197 to 1846 code for a protein of 549 amino acids. The transcript is spliced from 8 exons.